This is a messenger RNA of Parnassius mnemosyne (clouded apollo), 1131 nucleotides long. The record is from the annotation of a GenBank genome assembly. Lineage: Eukaryota; Metazoa; Arthropoda; Insecta; Lepidoptera; Papilionidae.
AUGGUUGUCCCUAAGGCUAAAGUACCGGAUGUUCUACAGCUGUACCAUAGUGGUUGUUCAGGAGGCCACCUGGGAGUUAAACGAACUCUACUGAAAAUCCGAGAACGGUUUUACUGGGUCCACUGUCGUGACGAUGUCGAGGACUGGUGCCGCAAAUGUACAAGUUGUGCGGCUGUAAAGGGACCUCAAAUUCGUAGUAGAGGCGCAUUGAAAUUGUACAAUGUUGGUGCACCAUGGGAGAGGAUAGCCAUUGACGUUGCGGGGCCGUUUCCGGAAAGUGAAAGUGGUAACAAGUAUUUCAUGGUUGUGAUGGAUUACUUCACUAAGUGGCCAGAAGUCUUCGCCAUUCCAAAUCAAGAAGCUUCAACAAUUGCAGAUAAACUAGUUCAUGAAGUCUUCUGUCGUUUUGGAGUACCUUUAGAGAUUCACAGCGAUCAAGGAAGGAAUUUCGAGUCUGAAAUAUUCCAGGAAACUUGCAGAGUUAUGGGUACUCAUAAAACACGAACAACUUCUUACCACCCACAAUCUGAUGGAAUGGUAGAACGAUUUAAUCAGACAUUGGAAAGGUACCUGGCAAAAGUUGUGGAAAAACGGCAACGAGACUGGGACAGGCACAUACAACCGUUUUUGUUGUCAUAUCGAAGCGCUGUUCACGAAAGUACAUCAUUGAUGCCAGCUUUCGCAAACCUUGGGAGAGAAUUACGGCUGCCUGCAGACCUGAUCACCGGAAUACCACCAAAUGCCCCACGCAGUAUAACCGAUUAUGCAAAUGACUUGCGGAACAAAAUGAAUGACAUUUAUGAGCACGUCAGACAGACGGGCCAGCAAACGUCUGAGAAGAUGAAAACACGGUAUGACCGCAAAAUAAACAACAAGGGGUUUGAUGAAGGUUCUCUAGUGUGGUUACACAAUCCAGUUCGCAGCAAAGGGAAAUCUCCUAAGCUUCAAGCUAAAUGGGACGGACCGUACCGGAUUGUGACAAGGAUCAAUGACGUAACCUACCGGAUACAGAAAGGUGCCAGAGGUACUCCUAAGAUUGUCCAUGGGGAUCGACUGGCGCGUUAUUAUGGAGCCAAUAAUGCUCGGGACGAGCAUGUCUUAGGAGGGGGCAGUGUUACGCGCCACUAUUAA